CUUCACUCAAAUUUGUAGAAGGAACAAUUAUGUAUGAACACCGGUAAGAGCAAUAACUCUCGCGUUAAUUACAUUAAAAUUGCAAACUGAUGUCGAAAUGGUUACUACUGUAAACGAAGAUCUGUUAAAGAAACGUAAAACUUAUAUAACUGACUUAGAUGAAUAUUUAAAGGGAUGUGAAGAUGAUUUGGGUAAACUUUUUGAAAGGGUGCAAUGGACGCCUCAGCAUUUUUUUGAACAAGACUCAGAAAAAGUUCCGUGUUCAUACAAUGUUAACCACAGACUGCCAAGAAAUUCGCUGGAGAAACAUGAACAAUGCUGUAAGUGGUUACAACUUGGAUAUACAUCUGAUGAACUUGCUAAUGUUCCUGGAUCUUCAAGUUUCUUUUACGAGAAAACUAAUAUUAUGACAAUUAAACUAGAAAAAAGUAACUUACAAUCAAUACUGAAGGAGUUUCAUCGAAAUAAUGGCACGAUGUCGGUAAAUUAUGAAAGGGAAGUACCACAGACACUUGAAAUUCAACAGAGAGAUUACAGUGUAGAUGAGAGACGAGCAAUAUAUGACUAUGUGGUUCGAGUCGCUAAAGAAUUUCAGCGCAUGCAGUCCUUACCAGAAGAUACUCUUCUUACUACAGACUUCGAAACUCUCAUCAAGAAGGCUGCCAAAGGUAGAGAGCUUAAUGAACCUUCCUCCGAAACAGAGAAAUGGGCUGCGAUGCGCGACUAUAAACGCCGAAGGCAAUCGUACCGUGCUAAAAAUGUCCACAUUACGAAAAAAACUUAUACAGAGAUCAUACGAGAAGUUAUUCAUAAUCAGGUAGAAUUGCUACAGACGUUGUUGAAAGAUUCGUCUGAAGUCGAAUCUGCUGAAGUCCAGUCAUCAAAGAGAAGCGAUAGACGUUCUCAUUCCAGUAGUAGGCGGGAAGACGAUCGUGAUCGGUCAAGAAAAUCUAAAUCGGACAACAAAAAAAGUAGUCACGAAAAACACGAAGCAAGGCAUAGAGACGGCGAAAAGAGUUCAAGAGGAAGUUCUGAUUAUAAACACAGGGAUAAAAAUACAUCUGAUAUAAGAAAAGAAUCAAGGAAAAGUGAUAAAAUUGACUCUGAAAUCAGCUCUGCAUCAAAGAAUGUAUCUUUGACAGAAAGUAAGUCUUCAAUAAAAGUUAUGCAAGAAGCGAGAGAAGACACGAGUCGUGGAUGCGAACAAACUAGAGAAACUACCGUAAUCAGUGAUUAUGUGUUACCCGAAAGUAGAUAUAGCUUAAAAAGACCACUCAGUGCAGAUGAUGAUACAGAAGACACUGAAGAUGCUGGCCUUAAACACAAACAGAAACACAAAAAAUCAAAAAAACACAAGAAACAUAAACACAGAUCUGAAAAGCAUGAUAAAUAAUUUGUGUUAUUUUCUGAUUAAGCAACUAUAAAUUUUACCUUUCUUAAGGAGGUCUUUGAGUUGUACAAAUUUUUAACAAAAGUAAACAUAGUAAGAAUAUAUUCUUUAAACGAUCACUCUAAAUGCCAGACUUUAGUUUGUUUUUUUAAUGUUGACUAUCUAUAGUUUAAUCUUGUGGGCAUUCCUUCGAUAGAGCUCGACAAGGUCGAGACAUAUCACUUCGAGUAUUUCCGUGGUUUGUGGAGUAUAGAUAUAACGAAAUUAUGCCAGCAACGUCUCGUUUUAAACUUGAAGAAAAAAAGCCUUCCAUAUUUGUUCUUACCUGUUUCAUAUGUGUAUGUAAAAUCUGCAAAUUUCCGAGCAGAAAACAGAAUCGAACUGUCAUUUGCUUCCACGGAAAUACCCGAAGCGAAGUGGUUUGAUUUUGUCGAGUUAUAUCGAAAGAAUGCCAUCUUGUGAAUGAGUUUCCUAGGAGAAUUUUAUGCAUGAGUAGUUGUUUUAAAAAGCUUUGUUUUUGUAUUAUAAUAUUCAAAAGGCUUUUUGCUUUCAUUAUUUGUUCUACUUAGGCAUGGGAACAUAUACUGAAAUUAUUAAUUACAGACGUAGCUGUAUGGAGAAAAAGUUUCCUUCCCAAUCUCAUGGUUCUGGAUUCAAUCCCACUGCAUGGCAUCUUGGGCAAGGGUCAUCUACUUUAGCCCCUGGACAACAAAAGCCUUGUAAGUGGAUUUGAUAGAUGGAACCUGAAAGAAGCUCAUGUGUAUGUGUGUAUAUAUAUAUAUAUGUAAAUGUUACACAUUGGAAUGAGUGCUCAACACCGCAUUAGUGGAUAAAUAAUUUCUUUAUUUGUGAAUUAAGGCUACCAUUGGUUUCAUGUUAAGAAGAGUAGGAAAAUAUCCAAGUAUCUUAAUAUUUCAAGCUGAUCACAUGGAGAAAGGUGUUCACCUCCAUUUUGGAAAACAAUAUAUAUAUAUAUACAUCAUGUUUGUCCCCAACCACUAUUUCACUGCUGGUAUUGGUUUCUUUAUGUUCCUAUAAUUUAAUGGUUCAGCAACAUUACUGAUAGAAUAAGAGCCAGGCGAAAAAAAAGAAUACUGGGAUUGGUUUGUUCAACUGAACCCUUCAAGAUGGUGUCAUAACAUGGUCAAAGUCCAAUGACUGAAACAAAGAUAUUUAGCCCUGCAGAUAAAAUUCUUCAUAUUUGAAAUAUUAAUUCUUGUCACUAUCUUGGUGAGAUUUCUACGUAUGAAGUCUGUGGCCAACAUUAAUUAUUUUCUUCCUUAAAACAUGUUUCAUGGUAGUGAUCAUAUACUGAAAACCUUAGCUAUUAAAUUAUAAUUUUUUGACAUGUUUGUCCUGAUAUCAGCAAGAAAAGCAGAUUCUAUCACUUACCUGGAAGACGAUCUUUGUAAAAAUGUUUACUCUUGUUACCUCCAUCAACCUCACUUUAUAUAAAGCUAUGUUUUUUGAUAGU
Molecule: messenger RNA, 2864 nt
Organism: Octopus sinensis (East Asian common octopus)
Lineage: Eukaryota; Metazoa; Mollusca; Cephalopoda; Octopoda; Octopodidae
Product: U11/U12 small nuclear ribonucleoprotein 48 kDa protein-like
Exons: 1
Coding region: 98-1393 (431 amino acids)
Cellular component (GO): U12-type spliceosomal complex; nucleoplasm; cytosol
Source: RefSeq, a predicted model, not a curated record